UAACAUUGAGAAAUGUUAAACGACUCAAUAUAAUUUAUUUGUAAAAAGAAAAAAGUCCGUUUUUCAGUUGUGACGAAAUCGAUCAUGGAUAUAAAGAUUAAAUGCAUCAUUAAAAUCCUAACAUUUGACGUUAUAAAAUCAUGGGAUUUAAAAAUCAAGUUUAAAUUUGAGCAAAUAUAGAAGUGAGAGUAUACUGGUCUUAAUUACACUUCCACAAGAAAAAAUGAGAAAACAAUUGGUUCCGAUAUUCAUGACUUGGGUACACUGUUGUAUCUCAAUAAAUUUGACGAAAGAUGCUGGUAUAGAUCGACAAGAAGUAGUAUCUAUUGAAUAUAUAGACGACGAAAGUGUAAAUAGACGAGAGAGGAGAGAUACAGAUAUUUUCAAGUCCAAGUUAAAAUUCAGUUUACGUUUAAAAGAUCAAAAGUUUCAACUAAACUUGAGAAAACAAAACGUGAAAGCUACAGUACCAUUAUACAUGUACGAGAAUGGUUUUAUCGUCAAGCAUGAAGCAAGACCUAAAAAAGAAGUAGUAUUUUAUACAGAUGUAAACCAUUUAGCUUCUAUCAGUGUACAAUGUAAAGAAACUGGAUUUGAAGACCGAUGUCAAUAUCUGUUGAAAGGACGAAUAUUUUUAAACGGAGAGCACCAUGUGAUUAGACCAAGAUCUGUAAAAAAUUUAUCAAAUGCAGAAAACCACCACCUUAUACCUCAGCAGGAUCAAGUUAUUGAUUUUGGAAAUGAUGGUCGUGUAAUUCCAGAAGAGGUUAUAUUGCAAAAUAAAAAGACUUCAAGGACGGUUGUAAGCGGUAACCCUAUUGCGACAACACAUUACAAAGUAGAACUACUACCUUGUACAGAUUUUGGAAUUUAUGAAUACUGGUAUAAUCAAAGUGCUGGGAAUAAUGAAACUGAAACUGAAAGGAACACAACUACAAUUGAUUCCAUCAUGGAGUACUACGCUUAUGUUAUAAAUGAUAUGAACGUUCAUUAUGAGAGUAUUCAGGGUGUACCAUGGGACAUAGAAAUUGUGUAUGCUGGUAUUUUUAUUGCUACUUCUCCAACAGAAUCUACUUGGACAGAAAGCAUAAAAUUUCUAAGUUCUGGGGAAUACAUAGUUGACGGUGAUGUUGGUUUGAACAACUUUAAACAAUGGUUAGAAACAAAUGCAGCACAGUUGCCCGAUUACGACCACGCAAUGUUAUUUACACGGUAUGAUUUGUUUAGAAAUACAUCAUCUGGACCAUCUUUAAGCCUUCUAGGUUUAGCAUGGGUCAAAGCAAUUUGCUUUAAAGUACGAUACAAUGCUUACUAUGAGAAUUCCAUUGUUGAAGAUAAAGGCAAAGCAAUUGUAGGUCUUGUAGCAGCACAUGAACUUGGUCAUAAUUUAGGAGCUUCCCAUGAUAUUUCGAGUAAGAAUAACUGCUCUGCCGAUGACAGAUACGUUAUGGCACCGAGUGCUUUUGCAAGAAGAGACGAGAAAGCAACAAAUCACUAUAUUUUUUCAAACUGCUCCAUUGACUACUUUAAAGAGUAUAUAGAUGAACUCAACCAGAAUAAUUUCAACUGCAUGGCAUCAUUGUCAGCAAACCAUGAUCCUUCAGCACUUGACAAGUACAAUAAUACGUUACAAGGACAGAUAUAUAAUCACGACGAACAAUGUAUGCAAAAUAGAAAUCAUAAAGAUUCAUAUCUUUGUAGGAACCAGCACUAUCAAGAUCCUACAACAGUUUGUAAAUACAUGUAUUGUAAAGUACCAGACACAAACUUUUGUAGCAUACAUAUACCUUGGGAGGGAACUUUAUGUGGUGACGGAAAGUGGUGUAUUGCUGGCAAAUGUUGUGAAGAUGUCCGAGCACAAUCAGCGAACUCUUCCUGUGUACUAGGAGAUGCUCCAUUUUGUGCUGGCGAAAUCAUUCCUAAUCCACAUUUCUGUUAUGAUCAGUAUUAUAAUCCAAUAUACUGCUGUGGAAUAUGUCAGAAGUAUUAUACAGGAAUUACAGGAUGUGAAUAUGGCGAUCGUAUUAGUGAUUGUGUAAAAACUGAUUGCCCUAAUUAUGAUACAAAUACAAGAGAAAUCUCCUGCUGUAAAACGUGUGCUCAAGACGAGUCUACAACAGAAGAUGUGAAAACAACUGGGAUGACGACCAAAGAAAGCACAACGAUGGAGACUACACCUCAAGUUAUGACAACAGUAGACACUACAACACCGGAAGUCACUACGACAGUUAUAACAACAGUAGAAACUACAAUACCGGAAGUUACUACGACAGAGGCAACAACUUCAGAUAUGACAACGACUGAAAUGACAACACUGGAAAGCACUUCAACUGAGGCUUCUACGUCAGUUAUGACAACAAUGGAGACUUCAACACCGGAACGUACUACGACAAUUGUAACAACAACAGAGGCUACAACACCGGAAGACACUACGACAGAGGCUACAACAACAAUUAUGACCACGACUGAAAUGACAACACUGGAUAGCACAACAACCGAGGCUUCUAUGUCAGUAAAGACAACAAUGGAGACUACAACACCAGAAGGUACUACGACAGAGGCUACAACAACAGUUAUGACCACGACUGAAAUGACAACACUGGAUAGCACAACAACCGAGGCUACUACUCCAGUUAUAACAACAACAGUUAUGACAACAACUGAAAUGACAACACUGGAAGACACUACAACCGAGGCUUCAACACCAGUUAUUACAACGACAGAAGCUACUACUCCCGUUAUAAAAACAACAGUUAUGACAACAACUGAAAUGACAACACUGGAAGACACUACAACCGAGGCUUCAACACCAGUUAUUACAACGACAGAAGCUACUACUCCAGUUAUAAUAACAACAGUUAUGACAACGACUGAGAUGACAAAACUUGAAUCCACUUCAACCGAGGCUACAACUGCAGUUAUUACAACAACUGAAGCUACAACUCCAAUUAUAACAAUAAUAGAAGAGACAACUCCAAUUAUAACACCAACAGAUGGUACAACAGCAGAAAGCACUACUACAGAGAGCACUAUUACUACUGAUGAUCCUAUCAUUACAAUCAUCAUUGUAGUCUCUGUUGUCGGAGGAGCCGGUUUGGUAGCAGUAGCAAUGUUUAUUUACUGUUACGCCACAAAAUGCAUAACGAGGGUUGGUCCAAUGCCUGCAUGAUAACCAUCUUUAUCUGGUAUCACAAGAUUUUCAAAUGCAUAGAAGUCAUGAAAAUGGAACUUGAACUAAACUUACAGAAAUUCGUUACAAAUAUAUCCUGUUUUUAUAUUACUGUCUCAGUUACGUAUGGUUUUCAUCUGUUUUUAUAUAUUCAUUUAUUUAUUGUUUAAUUUGUUUUACUCAUUUAUAUGUCAACUCUACUGUCAAAAUGGCCGCAGUGAUAUAUUGCUCUACCUUGGCUUCCGUCGUAAGUAAUUUUACACAUUUUCGUCAGCUUCUUUGAAACUACUAGACCAAUUUGAAUCAAAGUUCUAGAGCAAAAGGGUGAUAACUAUGUUUGGAUCGAAAAAAAAACAACAUAAUGUUCAGAUAUAAUCCAAUGAUAGAUAACACUUUACCUCAUACAAAAUUACAAACAUGUCCUUACACACAAUGUUACAUUUAUUGGCCUAUUUAAUGCUUCACAGUAAACAGAAUCGGUUAAAAGCUCCAUACAGCUAAUGCUUACUCUGUUAAUUUGUACAUAUCAUGUCCGACUCUAAAUAAAAUUUACUUACCUUUUAUCUAAUUAGGCUUCAUAACAGUUGUGAAACUACCUACAACAAAUAUUGUCUGAAAAUCCCUACACAUUGCUGAGUAAUAUAUAACUAAGGCAGAUUGACUAAGUGUGUGACCAUUGUUAACAUUGGACAGAGAUGUAUGUGAGCGAUAAAGGCAAUUUAAGGAGCACCUGAGAUCACCCCCAGUUUUUGGUGGGGUUCGUGUUGCUUAGUCUUUAGUUUUCUAUGUUGUGUCAUCUGUACUAUUAUUUGUCUGUUUGUCUUUUUAUUUUUGGCCAUGACGUUGUCAGUUGGUUUUCGAUCUAUGAGUUUGACUGUCCCUCUGGUAUCUUUCGUCCCUCUUUUAGAGCACCAGACCUUAUUUAUUCAUGAAUCAUUUAGUCCUUCUCUAUUCAUGUAUCAUUUGAUGCAGGCUGUUUAGAGCACAAGUCCUUCUCUAUUCAUGUAUCAUUUGAUGCAGGCUGUUUAGAGCACCAGUCUUGAGCUAUUCAUGUAUCAUUUGAUACAGGCUGUUUAGAGCACCAGUCCUUAUCUAUUCAUGUAUCAUUUGAUACAGGCUGUUUAGAGCACCAGUCCUUAUUUAUUCGUGUAUCAUUUGAUACAGACUGUUUAGAGCACCAGUCCUUAUUUAUUCAUGUAUCAAUUGAUACAGGCUGUUUAGAGCACCAGUCCUUAUCUAUUCAUGUAUCAUUUGAUACAGGCUGUUUAGAGCACCAGUCCUUAUUCAUGUAUCAUUUGAUACAGGCUGUUUAGAGCACCAGUCCUUAUUCAUUCAUGCAUCAUUUGAUACAGGCUGUUUAGAGCACCAGUCCUUAUUUAUUCGUGUAUCAUUUGAUACAGGCUGUUUAGAGCACCAGUCCUUAUCUAUUCAUGUAUCAUUUGAUACAGACUGUUUAGAGCACCAGUCCUUAUUUAUUCAUGUAUCAACUGAUACAGGCUGUUUAGCUGUUUAGAGCACCAGUUCUUAUCUAUUCAUGCAUCAUUUGAUACAGACUGUUUAGAGCACCAGUCCUUAUUUAUUCAUGUAUCAAUUGAUACAGGCUGUUUAGCUGUUUAGAGCACCAGUCCUUAUCUAUUCAUGCAUCAUUUGAUACAGACUGUUUAGAGCACCAGUCCUUAUUUAUUCAUGUAUCAAUUGAUACAGGCUGUUUAGCUGUUUAGAGCACCAGUCCUUAUCUAUUCAUGUAUCAUUUGAUACAGACUGUUUAGAGCACCAGUCCUUAUUUAUUCAUGUAUCAAUUGAUACAGGCUGUUUAGCUGUUUAGAGCACCAGUUCUUAUCUAUUCAUGCAUCAUUUGAUACAGACUGUUUAGAGCACCAGUCCUUAUUUAUUCAUUUAUCAAUUGAUACAGGCUGUUUAGCUGUUUAGAGCACCAGUCCUUAUCUAUUCAUGUAUCAUUUGAUACAGACUGUUUAGAGCACCAGUCCUUAUUUAUUCAUUUAUCAAUUGAUACAGGCUGUUUAGCUGUUUAGAGCACCAGUCCUCAUCUAUUCAUGUAUCAUUUGAUACAGACUGUUUCGAGCACCAGUCCUUAUUUAUUCAUGUAUCAAUUGAUACAGGCUGUUUAGCUGUUUAGAGCACCAGUUCUUAUCUAUCCAUGCAUCAUUUGAUACAGACUGAUUAGAGCACCAGUCCUUAUUUAUUCGUGUAUCAAUUGAUACAGGCUGUUUAGCUGUUUAGAGCACCAGUUCUUAUCUAUUCAUGCAUCAUUUGAUACAGACUGAUUAGAGCACCAGUCCUUAUUUAUUCAUGUAUCAAUUGAUACAGGCUGUUUAGCUGUUUAGAGCACCAGUCCUUAUCUAUUCAUGUAUCAUUUGAUAGAGGCUGCUUCGAGCACCAGUUCUUAUUUAUUCAUGUAUCAUUUGAUACAGGCUGUUUAGAGCACCAGUCCUUAAUUAUUCAUUUACUGACGUUGUUGUUAUCAACAGAACAUAAAAAUAUGUUUAUUUACUUGUUCAAUUGUUUUCCUUUUUUUUGCAAAAGUCUUUACUAUACACUUUAGGGAAAAUAUACUAUAUCUAUAUAGUUACGCAGUACAGUAUUGUACCAAGAUGUGUUUUUUUAUGUUGUAUUUUAU
Mytilus californianus (California mussel) is the source of this 5807-nucleotide messenger RNA. RefSeq names its product zinc metalloproteinase-disintegrin-like NaMP. The record is from RefSeq and is a predicted model, not a curated record. Gene Ontology annotation, molecular function: metalloendopeptidase activity. NCBI's taxonomy places the organism in Eukaryota, Metazoa, Mollusca, Bivalvia, Mytilida, Mytilidae. Bases 224 to 3169 code for a protein of 981 amino acids. The transcript is spliced from 18 exons. Gene Ontology annotation, biological process: proteolysis.